AUGAGCCCCGCGGUGCUGAAGCUCGUGACCGACGACGUGCCGCUCGUGGAGGUGUCCGCGACGCUGUCCAAACUCGUCAAGGAGACGUGCAAACGAUCGGAGCUCAGGGACGAACUCUUCCUCAUGGUGCUUCGAACGACGCGCGCGAACGACGACGCGCGGUCCGCGAUCAGGGCGUGGGAGCUGACGCAUCUCACCGCGGCGACGGUGUGCCCAUCGCGCGAUUUCGUCGGGUUCGUGACGGAGUACAUCAACGAGUGCGCGCACGCCGAUCGAAAUUCGCGCGAGGUGCGAGCGCUCGCGGUGAAGGCGCUGAACGCGUUGAAGAAGACGAUGAAGUGCGGGAUGCGGCGGCACGCGCCGAUCACGGAGGAGAUCGAGGCGAUCGCGAACGAUCGGUUCUUGUCCACGAUUGUGUUUUUCCUGGACGAGACGUUCGAGGAGCUGCCGUACACGGCGCAGGCGCGUUCUAUACACUGGUCCCCAUACGACCCCAGCACCGUGGGGGAGGCGGUGGAGACGUUGGCGGGAAUCAUUCGACUGAAGGAAUACUCCACGUUUUCGCUCUUCACGUCGCGGAAGACGCUGCUGUCGAAAGCGUCCGCGGCGGCGAAGGAGGGCGAGGGCACGGAGGAGAGCGUGAUCAUCCAGGACGGCGUGCUCGUGUCUGACAUUUUGUCCGACUUUCGCGAGAGCAAGUCCGACCCGUCGCUGCAGUGCCGAAUCGUGUUUAAAAAACGCAUGUUCCGCGACACGGACGAGGCCAUCACGGAACCGAUGUUCGUGAACUUGUCCUACCUCCAAGCGAAGCACGACUUCCUGGGGGGUAAUUACCCGGUCGGGAACGAUGACUCGAUGCAACUCGCGGCGUUUCAGAUCCAAGCUGAGGAAGGGAACGCGAUGCGCGACGUGGACGAACUCGCGAACGCGCUCGGGAGGUUUUUACCGCGCGCGGUUUUAUCCAACGCCCCGCGCGAAGAACUCGCCGCGGUGGUCAUGUCCAGGCACAAACUCCUGUUGAACCACAGCAAGGACGACGCGCGGCUCGGCCUUCUCACGAUGAUCCGAGCGCUGCCGUACGGCGGCUCGAUCUUUUUCCCGGUGAAACGGAUCGAAGACCCGAUCGGUUUGCUCCCCGGGAGAAUUGUCCUCGGCAUCAACAAACGCGGGAUCCACUUCUUCCGACCGGUCCCGAUGGAGUACCUCCACAGCGCGGAGCUGCGCGACAUCAUGCAAUUUGGCUCCUCCGCGGCCGCGGUGUUCUUCAAGAUGCGCGUCGCGGGGGUGUUACACAUCUUCCAGUUUGACACGAAGCAAGGCGAGGACAUCUGCAUCGCGUUGCAGACGCACAUCAACGACGUGAUGACGAAGCGAUACGCGGAGAAAAAGCAGAAGAACGCCGCGCACUCGUUCGGCGGCAGCGAUGGGACGAAGAAGGUCCCCGCGGCGGCGAUGCACGCGACGGCGGCGAGCAGCAGCUUGAAGAAGGCGUCGGACAAGGCGUUCGGCGGCGGGAAGGGGGGCGGGAGCAGCGAGGAGACGAACAAAAAGAUCGACGAGCUCAUCCUCGAGCGCGCGGACCUCGCGUACCAGCUGAAACAGGCGAAAGAGCAGGUCCAGGCGAUGCAGGACCGCGCGGACGCGGACGCCGCGGAGCUCGCGGCGUUGAAGUCCGCGGGCGCGGCCGGCGCGGGCGCGAAAGCCGCGGGGAAGGCGGACGCGGGGAGGGUGAAGGAGCUGGAAAAAGAAAAGAAGCUCCUGGAGCAAAAACUGACGCGGAUGGAAGCGAGCGCGAAAGAGGACGCCGCGAAGAGCGCGGCGAGCGCGUCGAAAGAAACCCAAGACCUUCGGAAGAAGUACGAAGCCGCAGAGAUCGCCACGCGCGCGUCCGCGGAGUCGCUCGAGGAAGCGAACAGAGCGCUCGACGCGAUGCGCGCAGAAUACGACGCCGUCGCGGGCGAUCUUCAAGAGCUCGAAACGCUGCGCGAGCUCAAGGCGGACGUGGAGCGGAAAGAGAAGCAAGCCGCGGCGAUCAUGAAGAACCAGACGGCGAAGAUCGCGGAGCUGGAGCAGAAGUACCAAGAGGAGAGCACGCUUCGGAAGCGGUACUUUAAUCAGAUGGAGGACAUGAAGGGGAAGAUUCGCGUGUACGCGCGCACGCGGCCGCUGACGGGGAAAGAGACGAAGGAGAAACAAAACGUCGCGCUCCAAAUUCCCGACGAGUUCACCGUCGAGCACCCGUGGAAAGACGAGCGGAAGAACCGGUCGUACACGUUCGAUACCGUCUUCGGCGCGGAGACGCCGCAGGAACAGGUGUUCGAGGACACCAAGUACCUCGUCCAGAGCGCCUUUGACGGGUACAACGUGUGCAUCUUCGCGUACGGGCAAACGGGCUCGGGGAAAACCUUUACGAUUUACGGCGACGAUAAGAACCCGGGGUUGACCCCGAGGGCGAUCUCCGAGGUGAUGAAGAUCGUGUACAAGGGCGCGAAGAAGAACAAGUUCACGGUGAAGAUGGAAGCGUACAUGCUCGAGCUGUACCAAGACUCCGUAAACGACUUGCUCCUCGGUCCGGAUAAGCAGAAGAACCCGCCAAAGUUGGACAUCAAGAAGGACGCGAAAGGCUGGGUCACCGUGCAAAACGCGACGACCGUGCCCGUUUCUUCCGAGGACGAUAUUAAGCACGUGAUCACGUCCGGUUUAAACGUGCGGAAGGUGUCGAGCACGAAGAUGAACGUCGAGUCGUCGCGCUCGCACUUGAUCUUCUCGCUCGUGAUCGAAACCACGGACCUUCAGACGCAGGCGGUGACCAGAGGGAAGCUCUCGUUCGUGGAUCUCGCCGGGAGCGAGCGCACGAAAAAGUCCGGCGCCGCGGGCGAGCAGAUGAAGGAAGCGCAGGCGAUCAACAAGUCCCUCAGCGCGCUCGGGAACGUCAUCUCCGCGCUCGCGUCUGAGAGCGGCCACAUCCCCUACCGCGACCACAAACUCACGAUGCUCAUGUCCGACAGUUUAGGCGGGAACGCGAAGACGCUGAUGUUCGUGAACGUCUCGCCCACGGACGACAACCUCGAGGAGACGCAAAACUCGCUGACGUACGCGACGCGGGUGCGGACGAUCAAGAACGACACGUCGAAGGACGUCGUGAACAAAGAGAUGGCGCGUCUGAAAGCCGCGCUCGCGGCGGCGAGGGCGAAGAGCGGGGACGGGCCGGAGACGCAGGACAUCGCCAACGCGAGGCAAGGCGAGCUUAAGUGAUGCAGCGGUGAUGUCGCGUAUUAUCGUAACAACUAACUUAGCUGGUGGAUGUUCGAGGAGAGGCGAGAGAGGUGAAUCCGUGGUGUGUUAUCGUUAGGUAUCACGUUCGUAGACUUGAUUUGAUUUGCGACGUCAAACGACGCGACGGACGACGAAACGCGCGU
Molecule: messenger RNA, 3419 nt
Organism: Micromonas pusilla CCMP1545
Lineage: Eukaryota; Viridiplantae; Chlorophyta; Mamiellophyceae; Mamiellales; Mamiellaceae
Exons: 2
Coding region: 1-3255 (1084 amino acids)
Biological process (GO): microtubule-based movement
Cellular component (GO): cytoskeleton
Molecular function (GO): microtubule motor activity; ATP binding; microtubule binding
Source: RefSeq, a predicted model, not a curated record